AUGGAAGCCUCAAAAACAAACCACGGCAAGGAUUCUCGAGACCGCGAUUAGCGCGGAUGAGACAUUCUUUGUCUCGAUUCCGCGCUUAUCGACGGGCAGCGUAUCAGUCGGACGGGCCCUAUCGGCAGCCUCGGGACAAUAGUCGCGAAGGGACAACGGUCGGAAGGGCCCGACUAGUGCCAGGCGGUCGCGGUUGGCGUGCGAGUCCCAGCGAGCGUGAUUUGGCGGCAACCACCGGCAAGCGCACCGGCGGCCACGUCCUCCCUCUGGCUAUGGCCGCUCUCUGACACAUCGGUGCCGGGACGCAUCAAGUCGUCCGGACGCACCCGUCCUAGCUGGGAGCCAACAUGGGAUCCAAGACGUGCGUGGCGGCAGCACACGCCGACACCGAGGACGCCAAAGAGCUGAAGGCGGCGUUCCUGCUCCUCGACAAGAACCAGGACGGCCGGGUGAAUGCGGCAGAGAUCAAGCACAUGCUGGACGAUCUCGGCAUCCUGCUCACGGACGCCAUGAUCGAGAAUCUGGUCGUACAGGCGUCCGGCAGAGCUGACGGCCUGAUCAGCGAGGCCGAGUUCCUGACGUGGAUGUCGUGCCAGACGGGCAUCAAGGACGACGUGAUGGAGGACCUGCUGGCCGCCUUCAGGGUAUUCGACAAGGACUGCAACGGCUACAUCAGCAAGGACGAGCUCAAGCUGGCCAUGGAGAUGAUCGGAGAGCCCAUGUCGGAAGCCCAGCUGGACAGCAUGAUACGAGCCAGCGACAUAGACCAAGAUGGAAGGAUAAACUAUGAAGAAUUCGUGAGUGUCCUCCUCUAGCAGGCGGGGAGGGUCCCAGGUGCCACAUCUAGAUGACCGCUCCAGUCGGGGCAACAUGCGAUCUCAGCAGCGCGCGAAAGAAGCGAGCGAAAUAAAAAUACGCUUAAAGCCUCA
Messenger RNA from Ixodes scapularis (black-legged tick), 929 nucleotides. It is a transcript of the gene Eip63F-1, whose product is annotated as calcium-binding protein E63-1. NCBI's taxonomy places the organism in Eukaryota, Metazoa, Arthropoda, Arachnida, Ixodida, Ixodidae. The record is from RefSeq and is a predicted model, not a curated record. The coding region runs from base 348 to 815 and encodes 155 amino acids. Gene Ontology annotation, molecular function: calcium ion binding; enzyme regulator activity. The transcript is spliced from 5 exons.